AUGUCCUUCGCCGAAGAGAAAGGCACCAAGGUCAAAGAGGGGAGCCUGUCUCCAGACGCUGCAAAUGGCGAGAUCGUUGAUAUCGUCGAUGGAACUCCCAUCAACGCGUCCGGUCACGCGCAGGAAUUGGAUCGUAACUUCAGCCUCUUCAGCAUGUGUGCCGUCGCGAUAGUUAUUGGCAACUGUUGGGCGAUUACUGGAGCAACGAUCAGACUCGCGAUCUAUAAUGGCGGUCCACCUGGAUUCAUUUAUGAGUUCAUCGUGGCAGGUAUCCUCUACCUCUUUAUCACCACUUCCCUCGCCGAGAUGGCGUCCGCGAUUCCAACCGCCGGAGGCGUGUACCAUUGGGCAUCAGUCACUCCCGGCCGCAAAUUGAGCCGCAUCGUCGGGUUCUUUGCGGGGUAUUGGAACGCUUUCGCAUACUCCUUUGGAGCUUCGUCCCUAGCGGUCGUGUGUAGCGAAGGCUUGGUUGGACUCUACGGCCUAACUCACCCAGAUUUAGAGCCGCAGAGGUGGCAUAUCUUCGUGGCCUAUAUCAUUAUCAUCUGGCUAUGCUGCUUCACUCUUCUUUUUGGCAACAGAAUCCUACCCAGCAUCAACUAUGCACUCAUGGUGCUCGUGAUCGGAGGGUGGUUCGUCACCCUCGUCGUAGUCGGAGUCAUGUCAGCGCAGGGCGGUCGUUCGCAUGCUAGCAGCGACUUCGUCUGGAAGACAUGGGAGAACAACAGCGGCUACACCAAGAACGGCCUCGUCUUCGUGUUGGGAAUGCUGAAUGGAAGCUUCGCCAUUGGCACUCCAGACUGCACGACUCACAUGGCGGAAGAAAUCAAAAAACCCGAAAGAAACAUACCUAAGGUUAUGAUUAUCCAAAUGACCUCCAGCUUCGUCACAACUCUAAUCUUCCUCAUCGUCCUCUUCUACGCCAUCUCCGACUUUGACGCAGUCCUCGGAUCAACCUCUGAGUUCCUCCUAGCAGAGAUCUACCAUCAGGCUACGGGCUCCAACAGCGGCGCAAUCGGCCUCUCCAUCCUCGUCAUCGUCCCCAUAAUCGGAAGCGUGAUGGGGUCCAUGCUCACAGCCAGCCGCGUCUUCUGGAGCUUAGCUCGAGACAACGCCAUGCCCUUCUCCAGCACCUUCGGCCACAUUAGCACACGAUGGAAGAACCCAUUCGCCGCUGUAUUCUUCAUGGGGUGUUUCUCAACGAUAAUGGGCUGCAUCUAUCUCGGUAGCGCCAUCGCCUUCGAAGCCUUCGUUGGCUCCUUCGUCGUCCUAACCACCCUCUCCUACCUCGCCGCCCUCCUGCCCUUCCUCUUCAGCGGGCGGAAACCGUCCCGCAGGGACCAUUCUUCCGGUGUGUCGUGCGCGUUCAUGCUAGUGUGGUUGGUCUUCUAUUGCUUCCCUUACGUAUAUCCGGUUACCGCGCAGGAUAUGAAUUACCCAUGCUUAAUUGCCGGGGGUUUGACGUUUGUGAUUGGGGUGGUUUGGUUGAUUGUCCAGCGAGUGUAUAAGGCGCCGCCGGUCGUGUUGAAGGGGGAGUAG
Messenger RNA from Mytilinidion resinicola, 1539 nucleotides. Its product is annotated as choline transporter. Gene Ontology annotation, molecular function: transmembrane transporter activity. Bases 1 to 1539 code for a protein of 512 amino acids. The transcript is spliced from 6 exons. NCBI's taxonomy places the organism in Eukaryota, Fungi, Ascomycota, Dothideomycetes, Mytilinidiales, Mytilinidiaceae. The record is from RefSeq and is a predicted model, not a curated record. Gene Ontology annotation, biological process: transmembrane transport; amino acid transport. Gene Ontology annotation, cellular component: membrane.